Musa acuminata subsp. malaccensis (wild Malaysian banana) is the source of this 3357-nucleotide messenger RNA. Lineage: Eukaryota; Viridiplantae; Streptophyta; Magnoliopsida; Zingiberales; Musaceae. The record is from RefSeq and is a predicted model, not a curated record.
CAAAAACUGAAGAAGCCAAAGUUGAGGAGCUCACUAAAGCUCUUGCCGACUCUGGUGCCAAGGUUUUUAUGAGUGGGGCUGCGGUUGGAGACUUAGCAUUGCGUAUCUGCAAGCACUGCAAGGAUGCGUUCUUCAUCUACCAAAAUCAUGAUGGUGAAAGCAACAGGUGGCCCAAGGAGAGAUCCACCAGCCCCUAUGGUCGAAAGAUACACUUCUCUUAAUGACUGAAAAAGAUUUGAGCUUGAUUCCUGCACGCAUAUAUUUUUUGGUGGGAGGACAUUCUAAAAGAUCAUGACCUAGAGAAAGUGGACCUGAUGUUGAAUUCGGCCCCAGUACCCAACAGUUGAAUGUUCCUUCCUUGAGAGGACUUCCUGAUCGUCAUUUCAGAUAUCGGAAAGAGUUACCCACACCCCACGGUUACACUGCAUCCAGUCGCACAGAAGAAGGAUUUGAACUCCGCGUGCCCGAUGUCGCUUGCGAUGACCAGAACCUGUGUCUACGCACACGCCGAUGGUCUUACCGGACACCAUCCGGAUGAUAAAGUUACUACGCCCAAACUCCGUUUUCUAAUCGUCACUUGUCGGUAGCAGAAUCCGACCACGGUUACAAAAGACCAAGAAUGCUGGUGAACGUACCGAGUGCACUAGCAUCGGCUUGACAAAAGCCCCCCUCACUUGCUCGUGUUAUUUGCCCCGGCGGUGCGCAGAACCGAGACAACUUAUGAUGGGCAAUGCCCGAGCUUUCUGCAUUCAGUGAAAUAUCCAGUUUGCCUUCUGAAACACCCACGUGUCUUGUGUUGACUCCGAAAUUUGCUUCUUGAAGAAUCGAGGAGUAGGAGGUCACUUCAGCCUCUGCAGGAACAGUAAGCUGAUCUGACCAUUAAUCAUCGUUGUUGGUCAUGUGUGUGCAGUCUUCUACUCCAAGACCCAGUGGAGCAAUCGAGGACAACUUUAUUCCCGGGACCAUACCAAAACUAGACCUUUUCGGUUCAUCUUCAACCCAUCGGGAGCGAAUACAGAGGCUGACUGAUGAAGCGCCAAAUUUGUCUUCAGAUGAGAAUUAGAGAGGAUUAUUUUUGUUGUUGUUAUUAUUAUUUCUUUGUUGUACCCCCCCUUGUUUUGGGUCAUGUUUGACGCUUGGGAGGAUUCAGGGUGUUUUCUGGUGGGGUGGAUGACAAGAUUCUCACCAACCCAGAAAGCAAAAAAGGCAUGUUGAUACACACCAUUCCACACUGAAGACUGCCAAGCUCUGACGCCACUUUUGCUGGUUCAAACUCCACCACGGCCACCACCACCACCUGUAGGAGUGCCAUGGAUGGCAGUACCCGGGCCACCACAUCCCACUCUUGCACUCGCUCCGCGACUUCCAUCAUUAGUGCAGUGGACCAAGGAGAAAAAGGGCCAACCCACUCAGCUCCACUUCCCUGCAAGAUAGACAUGGCUGAAAUAAAGCUGAAUCAAGCAAGACCAGCAGAGUACAUUAAUGACCGGUAGUCCCGACUCCUUGGAUUAUUCUCUUCACCCAUCCUACUCCCUCCCUCGGCCAAGCCACAAGGAAGGCCUCGGUUCCGUUCAAGAUAUCAGACUUUUUUUUAUCCUCUAACUCUUCAUAUACAAAAGAGAAACUCGAUUUACACACUUAUUUCUUCAUCCAUCUUUACCUUUUGGAGUAGAAGUUUGUAUUGGCUUUCUUUGUCCUUCCUAUCUUAAACCCAAUCGUGGGCCCUGUUCUAAGCAAAAACCUCAAUCUCUGUCUCUCUGUGUCAGUGGUAAUGUUAUCUUGGUGAGUUGUGUUGAUAGUAUCUGAACUAGAGGUAUUAAUGGGUAAUUGCUGGUUCAGAGAUCAAAUUUCCAUCUACAGAGUAUCAUCCAAUGCAAAAUCAGAAUCUCCAAAAGACCAGAGUCCUGUGGUGAAAGAAGAGGCAAAGGAGGAUAGCAAAUUGCCUUCAAACCCAGAGGAAGUCGAGGACUUGCGACGGGAUACAGCAACAAACCCCCUUGUAGCAUUCACUUUCAGUGAACUCAAGAAAAUCACAGGAAAUUUUAGGCAGGAUAAUGUUUUAGGUGUUGGGGGAUUUGGCAGAGUUUAUAAAGGUUUCAUUACUGAAGAUCUCAGGGAGGGGCUCCAAGUUCUUCAAGUAGCUGUGAAGGUCCAUGAUGGUGAUAACAGCCACCAAGGUCACAGAGAAUGGCUGGCUGAAGUCAUAUUCCUUGGGCAACUUUCUCAUCCAAAUUUGGUCAAACUGAUUGGUUACUGCUGUGAAGACGAGCAUCGAGUUCUAGUGUACGAGUUCAUGGCUCGGGGCAGCGUGGAAUCCAAUCUCUUCUCAAGUAUCUAUUCAGGAGUACUGCUCCCCCUUCCUUGGUCUAUCAGAAUGAGAAUUGCAUUAGGUGCGGCGAAAGGGCUUGCAUUUCUCCAUGAAGCUGAAAAGCCAGUUAUAUACCGUGAUUUUAAGACGUCUAACAUUUUGCUAGACCAGGAAUAUAAUACAAAACUUUCUGAUUUCGGACUUGCGAAAGAUGGGCCGGUAGGUGAUAAAUCUCAUGUCACAACUCGAAUAAUGGGGACCCAUGGAUAUGCAGCACCAGAGUAUAUCAUGACAGGGCAUUUGACAGCCAUGAGUGAUGUUUACAGCUUCGGCAUCGUCCUCCUUGAGCUCCUCACCGGAAGGAAGUCACUGGACAAGUCACGACCGGUGCGAGAGCAGAUGCUUGCCGACUGGGCUGCACCAUUGCUCACUCAGAAGAGGAAGGUGAUGGGUAUGAUAGACCCCAGGUUAGGCGGAGACUACCCAGACAAAGCCGUGCAAAAGAUAGCAAUGCUGGCUCACCACUGCCUUAACCGCAACCCAAAGGCAAGGCCUCUUAUGAGAGACAUCGUCUGCUCCCUGGAGCCUCUUCAGGUAGCUGUGGACGUCCCAGUCAUGGAAGCGAUUAACCCUUAGCUCCUGCUGUUACUUCCUCAAAGCCAUGGUGCGUGUGUCAACCAUUUGCACGGUGUUGUUCGACUGAGUUGAGGACGAAGCAGUGAACCAAAUUCUAGCUAGAUUUCCAAGAGGUCUCAUUUCUUCUGGAGGGUGGAUAAAAGAAUAGUAUUAGCCCUUGUCAAGGUCAAAAUUUGCAUUAGGUACCGGGGAAAGAGCCCUAGAAUUUUGGCGUCAAGCUUCUUCUCCAUGGCACGAGGUUGAUGGAAGCUAUUUGGUGCCUGUGCUGAAGGCUUACGAGUCUCUUCACCAAGAAUGGGAGUUAGAUCAGUGUCAUGUCUGUUCGUCAUGCAGUUAAAGAUCUUUGUAACUGCAAUUUGAUGCAUAGAUAUUUUUAAUUCAGAAUCAUGUUCUAAUUAGUGAUGUCUUCUUUA